Kogia breviceps (pygmy sperm whale) is the source of this 2295-nucleotide messenger RNA. RefSeq names its product dishevelled binding antagonist of beta catenin 2 (gene DACT2). The record is from RefSeq and is a predicted model, not a curated record. Gene Ontology annotation, cellular component: cytoplasm. Lineage: Eukaryota; Metazoa; Chordata; Mammalia; Artiodactyla; Physeteridae. Gene Ontology annotation, biological process: negative regulation of nodal signaling pathway.
AUGUGGGCGCCGGGCGGCCCGCCGGGGCCCGCGGGCUGGGACCGCCGCAGGGUGGGCGCCAGGCUGCGCGCGGCCCUCGCGGGGCUGCACGAGCUGCAGGGGCUCCGCGCCAGGCAGCAGGCGCGCGUGUGGGGCGCCCUGGCCGUGCAGCCCCCGCCCGGGCCCGCCGCCCCCCGCGGCCCCCGCGCCCACGAGCUGCGGCUGGAGGCGGCGCUGGCGGCGCUGCAGGAGCAGCUGAACCGUUUAAGACUUCAGGACGUCGGCCUGAAAACCCACUUGGACCGUCUGGACCAGCAGAUCAGCGAGCUGCAGCUGGACGUGCGCAGAAGCUCCAGCGAGGCCCCGGACAGCGACAGCAGGCCCAGCUCGGGCUUCUACGAGCUGAGCGACGGCGGCUCCCUGUCCACCUCCUGCACGUCCGUGUGCAGUGACUGCGUGUCCUCCUCGCUGGGCGCUGUGCUGCCUGCCACCCCGAAGGCCAGGCCCGGCGCGGGGGACUGUCGGCCCCGGUCAGCAGAUGAGACCACCGUGUGUGGGGUCCCCCUGCCUGCGUGGGAGCCCCAGGCCAGUGAGGGGGGCGCCGGCCAGCUGCUGCAAGGCGAGUCCCGGCCCCGCCCGGUGUCCACAGGUGACCUUGAAAAAGUUCUGCCGGCUGAAGUGGGGCUCCAGAAAGCCAGGGCACACCCCAAGGCCACUUCCUUCCUCUGCCGUGGCAUGGACCCCAAGUACCAGUGUGACCUGGUGUCCAAGGGGGGAAGGGAGGUGUACCCGUACCCCAGCCCCCUGCACGCCGUGGCUUUGCAGAGCCCCCUCUUUACUCUGACCAAGGAGGCAGCGCCGAGCGAUGGCCACUCGCCCCCCCGUCAGCCCCUCCCUGGCGCCACAGGUCCGAGCUCCGUUCGGACCGGCCUGGUCCUCGAGGCUGGCCCAGCCAGAGCCUACAUAGAGAGGCUGCUGAGAUUGCGGGGCCGAGGGCCCCCCGCAAGGGGCAGUGUGGGUGAGCGCGGAGCCCCGGGACGGGAGGCGACCCUGUCCCCGCAGGGGCUCGGGGGCCGGAGGGCGGACGGUGAAGGUGGCCCGGAGAAGCCGCUGUGCGCCUGGGGCGGAGCAGAGCGGGGAGGGGAGGCCCCGAGCGGGGCCGCCCGCGGGGACAGCCUCGAGCAGCCGGGGCCUGUGCCCCUCGUGCGCACCCUGCACCCCGGCAGCCGCCCGGAGGGGGGCCCCAGACCCUCGCGCGGCUGCGCGCACCGGGAGGCCUAUCCGGGCUCCCCUGGGCUGGGCUGCGGCCGGGCCCCCGCUCCCCGCUCACGGGAUCAGCACCCAGCCCUCCACGGCCGCGCGGGCAGAGGCAGGUCGCCGGGCGGGGGCGCGGGCGGGGGUGCGGGCGGGGAGGGCCCCUCUCGGGCCCCCGGACACUGGGUCCGCCCACACUUUGCUGCCAGAGGAGCUUCCCCCGCGGGGCCCCCCAAGCCCAAGCCUGUGAAGAACAAGAGGGGCGCCGGCGACAAGGCGCCGAGGCUUGGGGGGCCGCAGCUUCAGUGGGGCGCCCUCGGGGGCCCCCAGCCGCCCCCUGAGUCGGGAGGUGGUCUCAGGAGGCCCACCCUGGCCAGGGAGGCGCCCGGCCGGUCCUGCUCUGAGUCCAGCCUCUACCCCGUGUCCCUCUUCGUCCCCCUGCUGGUGGCCCGACGAGAGGGUCACCAGGCGUCAGCUCAGGCCUUGUUCCCCUUGGAAGCGGCCCCGCUGGUGGCGGCCGGGGGGGAGGCCCGGAGGAAGCAGCGCAGGUGGCAGUCCUCCGUAGAGAUCUCGGCCCGGGCCCGCCCGGACCCCAGCCUGGGGCCCCAUAGGCCGGCGGCCCGGAGAGGGGGCGGCCCGCGGCCCGUGUGCGCCAGACCCAGGCCCAGGCUGCCCCGCCAGGACGCCCGAGCCAGGAGCGGGUCCGAGGGCUCCGAGCGCUCGGCCGAGGGCGCGCCCCCGUUCCGCUCCACCGUCGCGGAGAGCAGCGGGGACGAGGCCAGCGACCACACAGCCAACCGCUUCGGGGACGGGGAGUCCAGUGGCAGCACCUCAGAGGGCGGCGGCCAGGGCGGGAAGAGCUCCAGCCGGCGGGCCCCGGCCAGCUCCAGGCCCCCCCUGCCGCCGGUGCCCAGGCUGUGCCGCGUCAAGGCCUCCAAGGCCCUGAAGAAGAAGAUCCGCAGGUUCCAGCCGGCCGCCCUGAAGGUCAUGACCAUGGUGUGAGGUCGCUGGGCGAUAGCAGGGCCCGUCCAGGCCCGGGAGCCACAGACGCAGAGGGACCUU